Molecule: messenger RNA, 1941 nt
Organism: Talaromyces rugulosus
Lineage: Eukaryota; Fungi; Ascomycota; Eurotiomycetes; Eurotiales; Trichocomaceae
Exons: 6
Coding region: 1-1941 (646 amino acids)
Source: RefSeq, a predicted model, not a curated record
AUGCGUUCCGCCUUUGCCCUCGUUGCCUUCUCGGCUGUUGCUCUUGCCCAGAGCACUGUUACCCCAGUCGCGGUGGACAACCCAGCCACGCAGUACCUGACUGAGACCAACUCUCUCGGUGUUGUCACUGGCCAGCCCGACGCCGUCACCAGCCAGCCAGCUGCUGUCACUUCGCAACCCGGAGCUGCCUCGAUCCCUGCCGGACUGACCACGCCCGUUGUUGUGCCAACUCCUACUACGACUACCAGCAUUGGCGAAACCACCGGCCCUGUCUCUAGCGGAACUACGCAGACGGGCUUCACCACCACCGCCUCUGCCUCUGCCUCGGGCUCCGACACUGCUUCUGAAUCUGGCAGCAGCGCUUCGGGCACUGGCACUGGCACUGCGUCCGGUUCUGCUGCGUCGUCUACCGGCACUGGCGCCGCUGCUCCUGGCGCAACUGCUGGUCCUGUUGACAGUAGUGCCGCUGCUUCUUCUUUUCUCGGUGCAAGCCGGUCUUCUGGUCUGGCUUGGCCUCUAUAUUUUCCUGCCAGUUGUAGGCUCCUCUGCUCUCUGUACACACCGACUCGAACCCAGCCUUUUCCACCGCCGUUUCCCCUCUCACUCUGCAGAAUGGUCUCCAAGCUUCGUCGGCUCAUCGCCGACCAUGCAGACCUCCAUAACGCCGAUCUUCCUCCAAAUUACCUCUUCCCAGGCGCCGAUGGACUCGCUACCGACGAUCUAAGCCAACUCACCGUGCUUGUCGCUGGGCCUCAUGGUACGCCCUAUGCUGACGGGCUGUGGCGACUGCACCUUAGAAUCCCGGAAGACUAUCCCGCUAGCCCACCAAAGGCGGCGUUCAAGACGCGCAUCUGGCACCCAAACGUCGAGGAGUCGUCUGGUGCAGUAUGUGUAGAUACUCUCAAGAGGGACUGGGAACCAAAGUUGACUUUGAGAGACAUCCUUGUGACAAUCUCGUGUCUUUUGAUCCAUCCAAACCCAGACUCUGCGCUCAACUCGUCCGCCGGCGCGUUGCUCCAAGAAGACUACAUCGAGUUUGCGCGCCAAGCCAAGCUCAUGACAUCGAUACACGCGCCAGUACCGAACAAUUUGAAGCAACCGGUCCUAGAAGCAAAGCAGCGCGGAGAAGACCCCGCGAUGGUACCCCGACUUGAACCCGAACAACAGCCUUCCACACAAGCCCAGGAGACGAGAAGAAUAGGUCUAGUUAUGAAACCCACCGCUACCGCCGCUUCGGUCGAGGCCCAGGACGAAAACAUGCAGUCUGACAGUGAGGAUCUCAUGGAUGACUAUAAAGAGAACGACCCUUCACUGUCGCCCGAACCUAUCACAAGUGCACCGCCCUUUUCUCGAAGAAACGACCAAGAGAAGCGGCCCUUGUCGGUUAUCGCAACUGCCCCUCCCCGCGACACAGAUGUAGUCAUGUACGACAGCUCAUCCGACGAUGACGGCUCAUCUGACGGUAUGACCUCGUCCGCGCGAAAUAUUGCAGCAAACGUGACCAACAAGACCUCACCUGCCUCAUCUUUCCAAGAAUAUGAUACACCAUCGGGAACACGACAACAGCACCCACAGAAAGCGUUCGCCCACGCUUCCUCUGUCUUGAACUCAUCGUACGAAAUCUACGAAGACGAACAGGGCGAACCUGCCACUAGCCCAAACCGUCGUGUCAGCCGUGGUAAAGAGAAUGUGACAAGCACCUUGUUUUCGACCAAAAACUCAUCAUCACUGUCAUUACCAACUACUCCCCAGACUGCUUCACUUGUCAUGAAAGCCCCAUCACAGCCAAGAGCCCCCCUGGGGCAAUUUCACAACAAUCCAGCUGUCGCGACCAGGCCUCUCGAACCAACCAAAGUCACCAAACCGGCACUAGGUAGUGGUGUUCGCAAAGGAUCCGCUGCCGUCAAGCGUAAACCGAGAAUCGGACUUCGACGGCUGUGA